AAAAGAGAAAUUCAACAUAAACACAACACAGGCGGCAUGGGUGGUCCUUUCGUUCGCAUUCGCAUCCACGAUCCAUCAUCACUUCUUUUUGUUUUACUUUUUAUUUAAAUUUGUUUCUCUUGUCUUCUUUGCUGAUCCAUUGUUUAAUAUCGCGGCACACACAGCACAGCACAGCUUAUUUUGAGUGUUUUCUUUUCUUUUGUUUGUUUUUAUUAAAUUUUUGUUUCAAAAAACAUUUGUUUAAAUAUUUAUCUACUAAAAAGCUGCGUAGUGUGUAGUGUCAUCUAAAAUGCCAUACAUUUGAUAAUAAAAGACUGAGAAACCAUCCAACGAAACUACGAAUUUAACUCACGUCUUAAUCGUUUUUUUCCCACUGCUGUUGCUUCUGCUACCGCUUCUGUAAAUGGACAACAAAAUGUUUUAUUAAAAAUGAUCACACAUUUUAUAAAAUUGUUUUUUAAUUCAAAUUUGUUUUUGGUGAAUGAUUGCGUUGUGUUUUUAAUGUUGGCUUAGCUAAACAGGCGUGUCUUCAGUUUGUAAUUUGUAUUUGAUUUGGAAGUCUUUCAUUGAGAAAUAAUCUCAAUUUUGUUACAGAAAUGAGAAUCAUCAUUGCCCUUUUGGCUGUUGUGGUCUGCUAUUCUCGUUCAAUUUCUGCGGUUUUGUCGAAUACCAUACUGUCAUCGGAUUUGGAACCCAUCAAUGGAACCAGAAACUUUAAAAUUAAUGGAAAGAAUAGCAAAGAUGACAAACCGUGGUUCCAUGGGCGUGUUGUCGAUAUGCGACAGUGUGUCCGCCCAGGCAGAUGUGAAAAGCUCCAAUUCAAAACAUGUUUUGGAGCUAAUAUAUCAUACUCACAAACCAGCCUGGAUUUGACUGAUUAUGAUAGCCAGCAGCAGAUAAUGGACCGAUUGAGAGACUAUCAGGCUUUGAGACAUGUGCCCAGGUGUUGGGCUGUAAUACAGCACUUCUUGUGUGCAGUGUUCGCUCCGAAGUGUGAGACCAUCAACAAUCAAGACAUGGUCUAUCUACCUUCGCUUGAAAUGUGCAAAUUAACUCUAGAACCAUGUCGCAUACUCUAUAACACUUCAUACUUUCCUGAAUUUAUGAAAUGCAAUGAGACAUUGUUUCCCUCCAAGUGUAACAAUGGAGUUCGUGAAAUGAAAUUCAAUUCGACGGGGACUUGUCUAGAGCCCUUGGUGCCUGCUGAAUCUGCAGCUAGCUAUUAUCCUGGUAUUGAAGGAUGUGGUGUUCAGUGUAAGGAUCCACUCUACACCGAUAACGAACAUAGUCAGAUCAACAAAAUGAUCGGUUGGGGAGUUACACUUUGUUUUCUGUCGAAUCUUUUUGUAGUGGCCACUUUCUUCAUCGACUGGGAGAACGCCAACAAGUAUCCAGCUCUGAUUGUGUUCUAUAUAAAUUUGUGCUUUCUCAUUGCGUGCUUGGGUUGGCUUGCACAAUUCACCCCCGGUGGCCGGGAUGAUAUCGUCUGCCGCAAAGAUGGAACCUUGCGGCACUCAGAACCCACCGCUGGAGAGAAUCUCUCCUGCAUCGUUGUAUUUAUUUUUGUCUACUAUUUUCUUAUGGCUGCUAUGGUCUGGUUUGUCUUUCUCACAUAUGCAUGGCACCUGCGUGCAGUUGGCAAUGUCCAAGACCGAAUCGAUAAGAAAGGCUCAUAUUUCCAUUCGGUGGCAUGGUCUCUACCAUUGGUGCUGACCAUAACAGCAAUGGCUUUGAGUGAAGUCGACGGAAACAGCACAGUUGGAAUUUGUUUUGUUGGUUAUCUGAAUCAUUCAAUACGAGCUGGUCUACUGUUGGGACCGCUGUGUGGGGUGAUUCUUGUCGGUGGAUAUUUCAUCAUUCGGGGAAUGGUGAUGCUCUUUGGAUUGAAGAACUUUGCCAAUGAUAUUAAGUCUACAUCGGCGAGUAAUAAGAUUCAUCUUAUUAUCGUACGUAUGGGUUUGUGUGCAUUUUUUACACUGAUAUUCAUUUUGGUUGCUCUUGCUUGUCAUGCAACGGAGUUCAGAAACUCAGCAGCUUGGAGUGAAAGUCUUAAGCGAUAUAUUAUUUGCCGUAUAACAAAAUCAGUUGACGAUGAUCAUGUUGUGUGUAAAUUGGACAAUCGUCCAAGUGUUGCAGUGCUACAAUUACACCUUAUAUGUUUAUUUGGUUCUGGAAUUGUCAUGUCAACUUGGUGUUGGACUCCAUCAUCUGUCGAAACAUGGAAACGUUACAUCAGAAAAAAGUGUGGUAAAGAGCUCGUGGAAGACAUCAAAAUGCCUAAACACAAAGUUAUUGCCCAAACUUGGGCCAAAAGAAAAGAAUUCGAGGAUAAAGGUAGACUCUCAAUAACUCUCUACAAUACACAUACAGAUCCUGUAGGGUUGAAUUUCGAUAUGAACGAUUUUAAUUCGUCUGCUACAAAUGACAUAAGUUCCACCUGGGCCAAUUAUCUACCCCAGUUUGUUAAAAGACGCUUUGCUAUAACUGGCGCUGCCACAAAUUCAUCCAGUCAUGGUUGCCAGCGUAAAAGUUCUCUAGAUUCGGAAAUAAGUUUUAGUGUUCGACAUGUUUCGGUUGAAUCAAGAAGGAACUCAGUAGACUCACAGGUUUCGGUAAAAAUCGCCGAAAUGAAGACAAAAGUCGCGAGUAGAAGUCGAAAUUCCAGCAGUCACCAUAAGCAUUCGAAAAAUCGAAGUCGCCGAAAGGACUUUAUGGCUGCCAGUGGACGCAAAUACAACAACCGCCGAGAGAGCAGCACAUCAAUUGAGAGCCAAAUAAUAGCUCUGAAAAAGACCACCUACCCUAAUUCGUGUCACAAAGUUGGUCUCUUUGCACAAUCCAAAACUGCUAAGAACAUGAAACGACGGAGUGCUAGUGCAGGAUUAGAUCCCAAUGAUAUCAACGAAUUUCUAUCUAAAAAUGGACAUUUCAUCAUACCAUUCCUGCAGAAGGGAAUGACAUCAUCAUCGGACGAGGAAACUGCUUCGCGUGCCUCUUUCAAAGUCCAAGACUCUCGUCUGGAUGUGGUUCUAAAACACGAUCUAACCGAUGACGAUGAAUAUAGUCAACAUGGUGGUGCAAAAAUAGAAGAACUAGUCGAUCACAACGAUUUUGGCCGAUCAUCGAAUCGAAAAUCAACCAAUGUCAAUUUGGAAAAUUUCAUAAAGUCUAUGAAUAAAUCCUCCACAUUGGGAACUAAUCGGGUCGAUGUAGCUAGUCGCAAUAGUAGGAAUAGUACAAAAAGUCGUAUGAGCCGAAAGUCUACUGCACACGGAUCAAAGCGCAGUCGAUCUAAAUCGAAUAAAGCUACGAAAAAAGUAGCUACCGCCGACUUGGAUAUUUCCGAUUUGAAUUUGAAUCUCUACCUGAACCAUGAGGAUGAUGACGAUGAUGAUUCUAUAAGUUCAUUUUCUCUGGAAAUGGAUUUACCAACCGGAAUGCACAGUUCCUACUCGGGCAUAUCAGUGGGUAAACCUCAUUCGAGGAACAGCAAAACCAGUUGUGAUGUGGGCAUCCAAGCCAAUGCCUAUGAAAUCGCCGCUACACAAACCUACGGAGACGAUGAACUGAAGAUUGCAUUGCGGCAUUUAAAUACAAAAAACCGUCGAAGAAGUGAGAUGACCAACGAUGACGAUGCAGAAACUCUAGAACUACUGCCUAUGGUUAAGCAUCGUGAAACAAUUAUCAUGAGUGAAGCGGAGAAAUUAAAAAUGCUCUUACUGCCAUCCAAGUAAAACUGACUGAUGCAACUAUAUACAGAAUACAUAUACUUUUCCAUGACACCACAUAAUCAUCUCAAAUUAUUAUUAUUAUUACUAUCGAAAACCACAUUGACAAUCAUCAUGUUCAACAUUGUUUAAAAAAAUACUCAAUUAUUUAAAAUGACUUAAAGUAUACUAUAUACUUAAUUUUAGUUUAAAUCUUAUAUUAAGAUUAAAGAAUGUUAAGUUAAGAUGUAAGUUUACACGUGUGCGGUAUGCCAUUUUGCAUAGGAAUACGAAUUAAAAAACAAUUUUUUACGACCGAAAUUAAAA
Molecule: messenger RNA, 4034 nt
Organism: Eupeodes corollae
Lineage: Eukaryota; Metazoa; Arthropoda; Insecta; Diptera; Syrphidae
Gene: smo
Product: protein smoothened
Exons: 7
Coding region: 597-3734 (1045 amino acids)
Biological process (GO): positive regulation of smoothened signaling pathway; central nervous system development; smoothened signaling pathway
Cellular component (GO): cilium; dendrite; plasma membrane
Molecular function (GO): patched binding; transmembrane signaling receptor activity
Source: RefSeq, a predicted model, not a curated record